This is a messenger RNA of Acanthoscelides obtectus, 261 nucleotides long. The record is from the annotation of a GenBank genome assembly. NCBI's taxonomy places the organism in Eukaryota, Metazoa, Arthropoda, Insecta, Coleoptera, Chrysomelidae.
AUGCGUGAAUGGAAAGUACCAAGACAGUUUUUUUUACCUUUUUUUUUGUUUUCAGGCAGCUACUCGCUAUUGGAAUCUGACGGAACCAAACGCACUGUGGACUACACUGCCGAUUCCCUGAACGGGUUUAACGCCGUUGUACACAAGGAGCCAGCCCUGACUGUUGCUGCCGCCCCCGUUGUCGCCAGAGCUGCCCCAAUUGUGCACGCUGCCCCCGUUUUAGCAUAUGCUGCCCAUCACGAACUGGCUAGACCCUGGUAA